Monomorium pharaonis (pharaoh ant) is the source of this 4822-nucleotide messenger RNA. It is a transcript of the gene ninaB, whose product is annotated as carotenoid isomerooxygenase. Gene Ontology annotation, biological process: retinal metabolic process; carotene catabolic process. The coding region runs from base 2462 to 4441 and encodes 659 amino acids. NCBI's taxonomy places the organism in Eukaryota, Metazoa, Arthropoda, Insecta, Hymenoptera, Formicidae. The transcript is spliced from 11 exons. Gene Ontology annotation, molecular function: carotenoid dioxygenase activity; beta-carotene 15,15'-dioxygenase activity. The record is from RefSeq and is a predicted model, not a curated record.
GCGAGCUACCACAAGUUUUAGAUUUUCGAGGAGAGAAAUGUACAGUUCGUCGCAAUUAUCGGUGGUAGCUCCUUCGCAACACAUCGCUGGUGACGCGAUCAUUAAAUUUUACGAUCUUCGAGCGUCUGCCGAGUUACGGAAGAAUGCCUUCUAAAAGUUUAAACGACACUCCUGUCAACAAAGAACGUCGUCACCGCCGUUCUCGGCAAACAAAGCGAUCCCGAGAUCUCAAAGUGUUGUAUCCCUCUUUGUGUCCUACCUUGACUUUGCGCGCCGAAGGCCGCACAGCGACGCUUCAAGGGCCUCGGUAGUUCGCGCUUCGAUUCGAAUUAGAACGCGAGAGAGAUUUCGCAAGAUUUCCCAUCGGAUCUCGUGGCCACCCCCUCAUCGCGCUGAUGGAAUUUUCCGUGAGAACUUGAACGUCAUAUAAUAUCAUUUGUCCCGCGAAUGCGAACAAAGCGAUAACCGAAAAUAGCCUUCACCCGCCAGAAAGUGAAAACGAAUCAGCAUGCUGUAAUCUAUACCAUAAAUGAACAUCGAUUUUCGAUUUCUCGGACAAGAUCUCGUCCUAAUCUCGGCCUAAUAAUAAUUUUUAUGAGUUUGAUAUACACUUUGCUUUGUGCCCUGUGUCAUACACAUAUCUAUUUAUAAACGUGUAACAAAACUUGUUUGACUCAGCAGAUCUCAACCUUAGAAUAGAUACUCCGAAUGAAUAAUGAAUAUUCCCAAUGCUAAUUCAAGUUUAGUACAGUUUCUAUUAUUAAAUUUUGAGUUUAAAAAACAAUGUUGAUUUAAGUAUACCUUGCAAUUUGAUAGAUUUAGAAGAAAAUCAAAAAGAUUUGUAAAAAUAUAAAAAAGGUUUUGAUCAUGUGAGUAAACUUUUACUCUGAGUAAUAUUAACGUCAGAAAAAUAUAUGUGGUUAAUAUUUUUCACGUAAAAAAGUUACAUUGCACAGCAUUUUAUAACAAUAACGCGAAAUACAAAGAUAUUAAAGAAAGGAAACAGUUUCAGAUGUUUCUCGACAGAAAUACGCACAAAGUAUUUCAGUAGCCUAAUUAAAAGUAAAUAACGGAUAACAUGUGGCAAGAGACAAAGAGAAGGUGAAUGAGCGUGGAAAAACACGUAUGACGUACGUAGUCGUACGUAGAACAUUGGGAACAGAUGCUGCUUCAAGUUGUGCACGACCUGGCAAUGUUUUCGACUUCGGGACAAUCGAGGAGUAAACGAGCCAUUCCACGCGAUUACUCGAUCUUGUCACGGCAGAUAUCGGCCAUUCGGCGUGAGCUCGAGAGAUUUAAAAUAAAAUAAAAAAUUUUUCCACUCCUACCAAGCGAUACGUUCAAAUAUUAAUUCAGUUCGAAAAAAAAUCGAUAAAGUACGGCGAAGAAUAUUAUUUUUAAGAAAUUACGGAGAUUAUUACGUAAGGGGCUCGAGGCUCUUUGGAUAAAAACAAAGGUUAAACGCAGCGCGAUGUAAAGCGGGGUCGAUCAGCUGACCCAAGAAUAUCAAGAUGCCUAAAAGAUCAUCGCGCGAACGCGAUGCCAAGCGGAUUUGCGAAUUUUGGCACGACGAGACGUUUCGAGCGUAUGAUGCGCACACGCAUACACGCGCGAAUUGCAUCUUUCAGCGAUCGUUGCAUGCGACCGAACGAGAACGAACGUGUCCCUGGUAUUAAUAGUCUAAUUACAUCAUGCUUCGAAGGUAAAUACGAGCGAAGAGACAGCGACUGUAAAUCGUCUCGGAAAGCGGCAGCAACAUUGUAACGCGUUGCGAAAUGCAGAGUGUUUGCGUCGCAAAGCGCAAGCCGGGGAUCAAUCGGCUUCUCUUCUCUCUCCGAGGUGCUUGCUGAUCGUUUCAAGAAGACGCUGAAAAGAGAAAGACAAACUGGGGAGAGACAAAGAGAGAGAGAGAGAAAGAUAUGUGUGCUAAGGCAUAUAUUUUAUAUGCGCAAAUCGCACGAAAGACAACGAACGGGCGGGUUUUCGCGAGUGCGAGCAGUUCUCCGGUCGUCGCGAUUCGAAGCGGUGCACUUUUUAAAAUUGCGCAAACCUAACGGCUCACCCUUUGCCCGUCGAUUUCUCGAUUCGCCGAAGUUCAAUGUCGCUUCGCACUCGCGGGAUUGCGUCAUCGUUCGAAGAUAAUUUUCUGAAUCACGGCAGAAGAGAGAGGAAAGAAGGGUCGUUUGUCGUUUCACGAGAAAUUAAGUAAGCCGCGAACUUUGAUCUCAACGAGCGUACCCUUUGUCUUGCUUCACGCUCGUUUUCCUAGACAGAAUUUCGUGUGUAUGCGUGCGUGCGUGCGUGUGUGUGUAAAUUUCGAGACCUUUUCUUAACAUAAACCUCGUGUUUACGCGACUCGUCGAAACAUCACGCAUCCGCGUGCAAGGCGGAUCUCUCAUUAUAUUAUCGCCUAAUGUCGUAUCGUUAUCGUAUCAUUAUCUGAUUUACGCCCACUGGAGAGAUGGAGGAGGAGAAACGAAUGCGAUUUCGCACGAUGCGAUCGUCGGUAUUGGCCUACCUUGCACGUCGCAUGUUUUCUGCCGACAUAUUCACGUAUUACAUCAAUACAAUGAAAAAAAAAACUAAGCUGCCAUCUUCGUGGUACAACAUCAAAGAUCUAUUCCCGCAUGAUGAAAAUGAAAAUACGAUACCAACUGAUGAGAAGGGAAAUUACUAUGCCAAUUGUGACACCUCGGUGUGGAUGAGGAGUUGCGAGAAGGAGGUGAUUGAGCCCCUACGAUCGACCGAGCUCACCGGUGUCAUUCCCAAAUGGCUAAAAGGCAUCUUGCUGCGGAACGGUCCAGGCAAUCUGAAAGUGGGCGAAUAUCGUUAUCAGCAUCUCUUCGAUAGUUCCGCCUUGCUUCACAAAUUUGGUAUCGCGGAUGGUAAGGUUACUUACCAGCGGCGAUUCGUUCAGACCGAGGUGUACAAGAGGAACAUGGCGGCCCAAAGAAUAGUCUACAACGAAUUUGGUACUAAUGCGACGCCGGACCCUUGCCAGACCAUAUUCCACAGAGUGGCCGCGGUGUUCAAACCGAACAAAACACUAUCAGACAAUACCAUGAUUUCAAUAUACCCGUUUGGCGAUGAAUAUUACACGUUCACGGAAGCGCCGGUGAUGCAUAGGAUUGAUCCGAAGAAUUUAGAGACGAUGAGCAGAAUAAACAUGACGGAGUACGUUAACAUUGUAAAUCACACUUCGCACCCUCACGUUAUGGCAGACAGUACGGUUUAUAAUGUAGGAUUGAGCGUAACGUCAAAGGGACCUCAAUAUAACGUCGUGUGCUUUUAUCCUAAUCGCGUGACUGUUGAUGAUUCUGGAGAAAAAAAGAAACGUUCUAUGUUCGAUAAAGCUACAAUCGUGGCCAGUGUGCCAAGUAGAUGGUUGUUGAAUCCGUCAUACAUGCACACCUUUGGCAUCACCGAGAAUUUCUUUAUUCUAGUAGAACAACCAUUAUCCGUAUCUUUUGUCAAUAUGGCAAAGAAUCAUUUCAAGCAAAAGGCGAUGGUAAACUCUUUCAAGUGGUACGAAAACGAAAGCACUCUAAUUCACGUGAUCUCGAGGGAGACGGGCAAAGUGGUAAAGACGUUCGUCGCGGAGACGUUUUUCUACCUGCACAUCAUCAAUCAGUUCGAAACUCGCGAUAAGGAGUACGUCGUGCUUGAUGUAUGCUGUUAUCGGAAUCCCAAGAUGCUAGAGUGCAUGUACAUCGACGCAAUGAAAAACAUGCACGAGGACGCCGAUUUCUCGAGGAACUUCCGCGCCCGGCCGCUGCGUUUCGUACUUCCGAUGAGGAACCCGAGCUCGAAUACGCCAUUGGAGCGCGAUCUCAUCACGAUUAAAACGGUGCAUCAGAGUAUGGAGGGUAUCAAUGGCGAAUACGUCGAGCCUAGGUCGAGUUGUGAUAUCAACGGCAAUGCGGACGACAUCAAAUACGACAACAGAACUAAGUUCUGGCAAGCUGAACACAGAGACGCUCUGCAGAAGAAGCCGACCGCCUAUCGACUUCCCGACGGCAAAAUUUUCGUAAAGCCAGAGCUUCUCUGCGAUGUCGGUUGCGAGACCCCGCGAAUAAACACGGAUUUCCACCUCGGCAAGGAGUACCGAUACUUUUACGCGAUAUCCUGCGACAUGGAUCUGGAGAAUCCCGGGACGCUCAUCAAGGUCGACACCUUCCGAAAGACCAAGAAAAUAUGGCAAGAAAAUGGUGCUUACCCUAGCGAACCAAUUUUCGUGCCGAAUCCUAAUGGAAAGAAUGAGGAUGACGGGGUGAUUGUGAGUUCGCUUGUCUGGGCAGAAAAGGAGAAUCAAGUUGGCCUCUUGAUCUUGGACGCUGCGACAUUCACGGAAAUUGCAAGAGCUACUUUCGACACACAAGGACCAGUGCCCAAAUGUCUGCACGGUUGGUUCAGUCUUGACCGUGAAGUAACCAGAAUGUAAUAUCAUUCGAUUAAGCAAAAGACUCAUUUGAGACUUAAACUAGAAUUGAGGAUAAAGGAAGAAGAAAUUAGUAUUAAAUUCAUUAUGAAAGGAUUAAGGAUUCGCGACGUAAAUUACUUUCAUCACGAAGAAACUUUUUCCUUUUUGUUCCUCCCCUAUUAUUUCGUUUAAAAUAAAUUAAAUAUAAAUAUAAAUACACAUUAUAUAAUUAUAUACAUUUAUCAACUCUUCAAUCUAAUGACUAUCGAGCUUUAAAGCUCGACUAGAGAAUCUUGAAUCAUAGAUGAAAAAUAAUCGAAAACUGUCUUCUCGCGUCUAACACUUUUCUUGUGCUGUUAAUAUCGUAUUGUGACAAACACACGAAUAAAUUAUUUAAGGUCU